This is a messenger RNA of Phodopus roborovskii (desert hamster), 5647 nucleotides long. RefSeq names its product KIAA1210 ortholog. NCBI's taxonomy places the organism in Eukaryota, Metazoa, Chordata, Mammalia, Rodentia, Cricetidae. The record is from RefSeq and is a predicted model, not a curated record. Bases 1 to 5532 code for a protein of 1843 amino acids. The transcript is spliced from 11 exons.
AUGGAAGGUUUAGAAGGCACAGAGGAUGGAAAGAAGAAAUCCAAGUUUAAAGCCUUUAAGAACUUUUUUGGCAAGAAGAAAAAGAAAGAACUGGAAGAUGUCAUGGAAGGGAGAGGGCUAAAGCAAAGGUAUUCCAGCAGCAGUCUGAAGCCAGUUCUGGAAGUCCAAGUGAUGGAGCACAAGCCUAUGAGCAGCAUGGGAACCAAGGCCAUAUCCCAUGAUAGCAUCUUCUGUUUGGAUCCUGAACCUGAAAAAUCAGCAAGCAAACUGCUAUCAUCUCCUGAUGUUCAGAGAAGCAGAUCACGGAAGAUCCAACCUCUGCGCUCCCGGAAACUCAGCGUCAGCCCGUGUAUUAUCCGAUCUGAGAAACUCUCCUUGAAUUUGGAUACAGCUAGUGACAAGACACCCGCAAGUUCCAAAACGAUGCCUACAUCACACUGUUCAUCAACACGGAGGAAGAGCACCUCAGAACUGUCCUCAGAUUUUGAUCUAUCACAAUCUUCUCAAAGCAGUAUGCAGCAGCCCUUAGGGUUCAGCACCCCAGCCACCUCACAAGGCUGCUUGGAUUCUUCAGCUGCUAAGCACAAGAUGGCUUUAAACCCCCGGAAGCAGAAGAGAAAGAAGCCAAUUUCCUCGUUUGCCAAAGCAAAGCAGGAAGAGCAGCAUGGUGCGAUGGACACUAAAGAAAAGGCUACAACUAAGACAAAACAAGCAGACGGAAAAGAGAAGAAAAGAGACAGCACAGGGCCCACAAGCCAGGAGCAGAGCAACAAAACUGAAACUCACGAUAAGAAGACAAGGGAUCAGACUCUAAGUACCGAUGCUGCCUCGAGCACAGGCCAUUCGACUUCAGGAUCCCAUCCAAGAAGACGUAGAAGAAGGGUCAAAAAUGAGUGGGGGAUCAUAGAAAAAAACCUUCUAAAAUCCACUCAAGAGUAUGACUGGGGCAGGAAAGCUGAGACCUUACCUAGUGAAGACUUGGCUGGUAGGGAGCACUCAUUCUUGAAGCUUUACCUGGAGAAGCAAGGCACAGAGCAGAUUGCAACUGCGGAAAGAAAUACUCCUUGGGAGAUGCCUUCAGAUAAAAGGGAUGUGAAGGGGAAAAUGGCUGACAGAGGUGUUGAAGCCCAAAGAGCACUAGCGUCACAACCUACAUAUGUGGCAGAGUCCAGGGUUAGUGGUCUACCACCCAGCCAUGAAGAAGGGUCUUUUGAAGGCAAGAGGAAAAAGGAUAGAGCUGCUUUGUUGUCAUGGACAAGAAGAUCUUCUACAAGCCAAGAAGAGGCCGCUGUCUCCAGGACAGUGGGGGCCCAAGUACAAAAGCGCCCUUCUCAAGUCCAUGGAGAAGAGAAAGAAACAUUCAAACCUGGUUUGCAAAAGUUUCAACCUAGAAUGGAGUUAUCCUUGGAGAGCACAUCAUACCACAAAGAGAGAAAUCCUAGAGGUGGUCUUCGGGUCUUUUCAGCAAGUGUUUCAAGUGCUACUACCCCCGACGAGAUUUCUAUGCAUAUGUCACCUCUUCCUCUCAGAAGAUGGCCAAAUACAGGGGCUAUCUCCUCUGAUUCAAAAAGUACUUCAGAGUAUGAGAGUAGUUCUGAAAUGCAGCUGGGUCCUUCACAUUCCUUCCAGCUUGCAUGGAACCCUCAGGAUGAUGAUGAUGAUGUCUUCCUCAAAUCAGAAAAUGUAGAUGCAAAAGUGAACAAGAUGGGGCGGCAGCAGCCUGUUGGCUAUUCCUCCAAGUCAUUAGGAAAAACCAAAGCUAGGAAAGUCCUCUUAGACUCUGACAGCUCUUCAGAAGACCGGAGAAGCUGCGAGGAGAUGACAUCUGCCCAGUCCUCCCAGUCCUUAGAAGAGUAUGAAGAAUGCUCAGAAUCAAGAAGUUUUAUCAUAGACUCUAUCUCUGGAGAGCAGUUGGAUCUUAGCAGCCAUUCCCAGGCCUUGCAGGAGUCGGAGGAAAAGGAGGUCUCCACAGAAUCAAGCAGUUCCUUGGGUAAGUUCCACAGUUCUGAGGAUCUGAGCAGCUCAGAGGAAGAGCAGCCUCCUGAACCUUACAAGCAGGCCCAGGGUAUGUCCAGAGACCAGCAAGACAUGCCCCCAGUUUUGAAGAGUGUUCCAAAAGAAUUGAGUGUUUCUGCUAAGCCAGUGUGCCCCAUAUACACUUCUCCACCCAUUGUGAACCCUGUUACUCAGCAGCAACACCACCCCAUUUCGAUGAACAUUGUAGGACAGAGCAGAUCUGCGCAGCCACUGCAACCCAGCCACACUAUCAAGUCAUGGGGGAGCCCUCAGUCUGAACAUAAAGUGUUUGUAGAUCCAGAGGGCAUUGCUGCUGACUGGGACAUUUUUAUGCAGCCACCAUCUCCAAGAAAGGCUUCUAAGCACCCAGUGGGGUACAAUAUGGAGCAAAAUGUCUCCCCAAGUCCAGAUAUUUCGACCAUGGGAGAGGUGGCAUCUAUGGAGGCCUUGCUUCUCAGACACCAUUCUCAACCUCCAAUCAGACCAGUACUUGACCAACAUGCUUGCGCAGGCCCAGAGAUUGCUGCUUUUGAAGAGUGUAUUGCUGGACAGCCUCCUAGAUACCAUUCCCAGUCCUCAAUGAGACCAAGCAGGAUGAAGGAAAUACCAUUGGGGGCAGAAAGUGCUGCAUUUGAGGGAGGUCAUUUUCUGGAGCCCCUGCCUCCUGUUUCUAUGGAGUCCCUGCCUUCUCAGCAUCAUUCGCAGACCCUGUUGAAACCCUUCAUUGAGCAUCAAGCUUCUGCUUUUGAAAGAAGUGUUUCUAUGGAUCCAAGGCUUAUGGCACACUCUUUUCAGCCAUGGAUAAAACCUCCUGGAAGGCAAUCAUUUUCAACUCCAGAGAGCACAUCUUUUGAAGGGAGCCCUUCUAUGGAGCAUGUGCCUCCUACCCUUUCCCAGCCGAUGCAGCAUCCUUAUCAAAAUGAGCCUUUAGAAUCAGAGGCUGUUGCUGCUAAGAUCAUUUCCAUGAGCCCACUGCACACCCAAUAUUCGGCUCAGUCAUUACUAAAUCCUCAAAGUCAGCUGUUCUCAGAAAGCACCCCUGUACAAGGUACCAGUUUGGCAGAGCGAAUGUCUCCCCAACCUUCAGUAAAGACCAAAUUCCAGCCACAGAUGACCAGAGGCAAUGUUCCUGCUGCAUGGGCCAUUCCUGUUUAUCCACCAGAUCCCAGAAUGCCUUCUCAGCCCUCAGUAGUCCAACAACCAGUCUCCGCAGGAUCCAUGAACACAUCUGUACAACAGAUUGCCAGCAUAGAGCCAAUGUCUCCUAGACACCCUUUGCAGCCAUGGGCAGCUUCUCCAUUUGAACAAGUCUCUGUUCCCUCAGACAAUGAUGCCACACCAGCAUGGGACAUUCCUAUUGAAUCACCAACUCCAAGAAUGCUUUCUCAGCCCUUGAUGGGAUCAAUUGUCCAACAACCAGUUUCCACUGAGUUAAUAAAUACUUCUGUGCCACAGAGCAGCACUGCGGAGCUAAUGCCAUCUAGAUUCCCUUUCCAGGAAAGAGUAGAUUCAGAGAGUUAUGGAGCAGAGGAAGGAGUUUCUGUAAUGAUGAGGCCUGGAAGACAUCGUUCCCAGACCCCAAUAAGCACAGGAUUCAAGGAAGAUGUUUCCUCAGAUUCAAUGAGAGCUCCUGGAGAAUGGGGCAUUCCUAUUGAGCCAAUGCCUUCCAAAUAUGCUCCUCAGUCAUGGUUGGGCCCUGAAUUUGAACAACACACCUUAGGUCUAGAAGGUAUUGCCCAAGGGGGGGACAUUUCUACGGAGGCAUGGCUUUCCAGAAAUUCUUCCCAAACAAUUGUCAAACCACAAGUUCAGAGAACACCCUCAGGUUUUGAGAGUACCUCUAUGGAGGGAGGUAUUCCUUGGAAGCCACUGCCUCCCAAAGCUCCCACCCCAUUCUUAAUGAGAUCUAAAGUUCAGGAAAUGUCCUCCCAUUAUGAGAGUGCUUUUGCUCAAGACAUCACUAAGAAAGCCCGGGAUAGCAGGGCUUCCUCCCAGUCAAUUGUGAAGUUCAUGGCUGAGAAAAUCUUUUCAGAUAAUACUGCUAGUGAAACUGACAUUUAUGCAAAGCCCAUGCUUCGGUCUCGAAGCCGUCCUUCCAGAUCCUUGUUGAAGCCAAAACUUGAGGAGCAAACUUUCUUAUAUAACUGGGAUGAUGAGCCCAAGGAAGACAGCACUUUGAAGAAUCUGCCCAUGAAGCAACCUUUGCAGUCACUCGGACAGCCCGAAGAGCCAAAGGGAGGUCUGUCAUAUUGUGAAGGUGCCCCUGUGAAGUGGGGCAUUGUGCCAGCAAAUGUCUCUCAGCCCCUGGGAAAGCUUGAUUACAGUCAAAAAGUGUCAACCUCAGCCAGUUUUCCCGAAGAGUGGAAGAGGUCUGAAGGACAUCUGCCUUCCACACAGCCUUCUCAAGCCUUUGAUAUAGCUGAGUUGCAGCUACCGAUUUUAUCGACAGUGUCUGCAAAUGUGGAGUGGAGCAAUUCUGAGGAGCACGGGCCACCCAGUCAGCCUACUCAGAGUUUCUUGAUCACCGACUAUCAGCAACAAGCUUAUUUAAGUUCUGCCAAUGCGGCUGCUGAAGGAACCAUUUCUCAGAAGAAUAUUGGCAGCUGGCCCAGGCACCAAAACCCAGAUUCUCCAAAGAAAUCCAUGAAAUACACACAAUGCUAUGGGGACUUCAAUAAAAGCACCUCAACUUCUAUUACCAAACCUAGCAAGUUCACUACUGUUCCUGCACAGAAAGCAUUCAUUUCUACAGGGGAUUACUCUAUGGAGGAAGUUCCUCAGAGUGGUGAUGGAGAUGAGAGUCCUAUAUCCACCAGCAAGAAUGAUGUCGAAAAUGUUUUCGGCGUGAGACUUCGAAGAAUCUCACAGAAGAGUGGGAUGGAGAAUCCAGAUCCUCCCAUGCCAGUUGUCCCAGCAAGCAAAGAAUGGGUGAACAAAGACGCUUCCCAGGCCACCAGUGGAGGCCUAGAGAAGUUCAGCCAAACACUUACCUUUACAGAAAAGCAAGGUAACAAGUCCAGAUAUGAAGGCACUUUCAAGAAAGCAGCAGUUUACAAGCCUCCAGGCAAGACCUCCAGUUGGAACACAGAUUGCACCACAGAACCAGCUUGGAUCAAUAUGGCGAAACAGAGACAAAAGAACUUUGCAUCCCAGUUUCCUAAAAAACAAAGUACCAGUACUGAAAUCAGGACUGAGACAAAUGAACCAACAUAUGAGUCAACAUAUGAUCCAGACUUGGAAAGUCCACCAAAGGAAUCGGAACCCAUAACUGAUGUCCUGUCAAGAAUGACUUUGUCUUCCACUAUUGCCAAACAGGAGAUGUCAAGGCUGUAUAAGUCUACAAAAUCAGGUACAUUUGAUGAUCAGAACACACUUCAUCCAUCUGGCAAGGAGAGAGAAACCAGACGUUCUUCAAUUCUGCCACCCAAAAUCCUACCGCCUGAGGAGCCUGUGUGGUUCUCAAUGGCCAAGAAGAAGGCCCAAGCAUGGAGCCAAAUAGCAGACAGCAUGCAAUAAAUAGCUCCUGGUUAAAGCACAGCAUUUUUAGCAAUAAUUGCCAGUAGCUAUGGUAAUUCCAUAUAACAUUUUUUACUAGGGGUAGUUUUAUUAUGGAAAAUAACUUUAGAAAUGG